Messenger RNA from Cervus elaphus (red deer), 975 nucleotides. Its product is annotated as olfactory receptor 13F1-like. Gene Ontology annotation, cellular component: membrane. Gene Ontology annotation, biological process: G protein-coupled receptor signaling pathway. Bases 1 to 975 code for a protein of 324 amino acids. Lineage: Eukaryota; Metazoa; Chordata; Mammalia; Artiodactyla; Cervidae. The record is from RefSeq and is a predicted model, not a curated record. The transcript has a single exon. Gene Ontology annotation, molecular function: G protein-coupled receptor activity; olfactory receptor activity.
AUGGACAAGACAAAUGCAACAGUCGUUUCUAAUUUUAUUUUUCUGGGAUUUACUCACUAUCCCCAAAUUGAAGUCAUCAUAUUUGUGCUGUGCUUGCUGAUGUACUUGAUCACCUUACUGGGCAAUAUUAUUCUGAUCUUAGUUAGUGUCCUGGAUUCUCACCUACACACACCCAUGUACUUCUUCCUCAGCAACCUGUCAUGUCUGGACAUCUGGUAUACUUCUUCUGCCCUGACUCCAAUGCUGGCAAACUUUAUUUCAGGGAAAAACACCAUCUCAUUCUCAGGGUGUGCUGCUCAGAUGUACUCCUCUCUGGCCAUGGGCUCCACUGAGUGUGUGCUCCUGUCUGUGAUGGCGUAUGACCGAUAUGUAGCCAUCUGCAACCCCCUGAGAUACCCCAUCAUCAUGAACAAGAAGAUUUGUGUUCAGAUUGCAGCUGGCUCGUGGGUGACAGGCUCCUUCACUGCCCUGGUGGAAACUGUGUCUGUGUUGCAGCUGUCACUGUGUGGAAGGAGUGUCAUCAAUCAUUUCACUUGUGAGAUUCUGGCCAUCCUGAAACUGGUUUGUGUAGACACUUCCAAGGUGCAGUUAAUCAUGCUGGUGAUCAGUGUACUUCUUCUUCCUAUGCCAAUGCUCUUCAUUUGUAUUUCUUAUGCAUUCAUCCUCUCUAGCAUCCUAAGAAUCAGCUCACUGGAUGGUCGGAGCAAAGCUUUUUCAACAUGUGCAGCCCACCUGAGUGUAGUGGUUUUAUUCUAUGGGACAGCUCUCUCCAUGUACCUGAAGCUAUCAACUAUAGAUUCACAGGAAGUAGAUAAGUUUAUAGCUUUGGUAUAUGCUGGCUUAACUCCCAUGUUGAAUCCUAUCAUUUAUAGUUUACGGAACAGAGAAGUGAAAGUGGCUGUGAAAAAGUUGCUGGUAGGAACUCUGUUUGUGCUCUUUCAGUCUCUAGUAGCAAAUGAUAUCUAUAAAUAUUAA